Vigna unguiculata (cowpea) is the source of this 3649-nucleotide messenger RNA. Its product is annotated as Tetratricopeptide repeat (TPR)-like superfamily protein. Gene Ontology annotation, molecular function: protein binding. Lineage: Eukaryota; Viridiplantae; Streptophyta; Magnoliopsida; Fabales; Fabaceae. The record is from RefSeq and is a predicted model, not a curated record.
AAAGGAAUUCGAAAGCGCAGAGGCAACUCUCUCGUCGUGCUUUGUUUGCAUCACUGAGGUUUGACACCAAUGCAAUGCUGGCCAAGUUUCGUCUCUUAGAUACCAAUCUUUUGGGUUUCACCAACACACUUCCUUCUCCAUCCGAUUCCGCUGCUUUCAUUCCCACUAAAACCACUCUCUCUUCCAGUAAAUAUUUUUUCAACAAACUGAGUUUAGAUAAAAAUGCUGAUUCCACCACCCCAAAGAAGAGGGUCGAUAAGAAGCUGCACUCCACGUGUUCGACGAGAUGGGUCUCUCACGGUGGACGCGUUCCAUCCAUUCUCCACGCUCUCGACACCAUUCACGACUUGGAUAACGCUCUAAGGCAGUGGGAGGAGACUCUCUCCAGCAGGGAAAUCAGUGCAAUUCUGAAGACCCAGGUCUCUUGCCAGAGGGCUCUGCAAAUAUUCGAGUGGUUCAAGAAAAAGGGUUGCUAUGACUUGAACGUCAUUCACUACAACAUAAUGCUCUGGACCCUUGGCAGAGCGCGCAAGUGGGAGCUCGUGGAGAAUUUGUGGGGCGAAAUGAAUGCUAAAGGGGUUGCACCUCUGAAUUCCACGUAUGGGACCUUGAUCGAUGUUUAUAGCAAAGGUGGACUCAAAGAAGAAGCUCUUGCUUGGCUUCAGAGGAUGCAGAGUCAAGGAAUGGAGCCUGAUGAGGUCACCAUGGGGAUUGUUGUUUUGUUGUACAAGAGGGCGGGAGAGUUCCCAAAAGCUCAAGACUUCUUCCGAAGAUGGAUUAGAGGUGCCAAUGUUUGUUUAAGCUCGAAUACGUAUACUACCUUGAUUGACACGUAUGGGAAGGGUGGUCAAUUUCGCGCAGCAUGUGAAACUUUUGCUAGGAUGAUCAGACAGGGCAUGACCUUGAAUACAGUCACACUCAAUUUAAUGAUUCACUUGUAUGGAAACUGUGGAAGGCUACGACAAGCUUGUUUGUUAUUCCAGAAAAUGGGAGAAUUUCGGUGCAUUCCCGACACUUGGACGUAUAACAUCCUCAUUUCGGCUCAUAUUAAGAAUAAUAAUGUCAACAUGGCAGCUAAAUGUCUUGCAAGGAUGAAACAGUCCUGCCUUAAGCCAGAUGUUGUGAGUUACCGUAUCCUCUUGUAUGCAUACUCGACAAGGAAAAUGGUCCAAGAAGCGGAAGAGCUUGUCCGGGAGAUGGACGAAAGGAAUCUUGCAAUUGAUGAGUUCACCCAAUCUGCUUUGACUAGAAUGUAUGUAGAAUCAGGUAUGCUUGAGCGAUCAUGGUUGUGGUUCAGGAGGUUUCACCUAGCCGGGAAUAUUAGUUCUGGCUGUUAUGCUGCGAAUAUUGAUGCUUAUGGGGAACGAGGGUACACUUUGGAAGCAGAGAAAGUAUUUAUGUGCUGCAAAGAAAAGAAGAAGCUCACUGUCCUCGAGUUUAAUGUGAUGAUUAAAGCUUAUGGGAUAGGUAAAUGCUAUGAUAAAGCAUGCCAAUUGUUUGAUUGUAUGAAGAAAUUUGGUGUUGUUGCAGACGAAUGCAGCUUCAGUUCUCUCAUACAUAUUCUGGCCAGUGCUGACAAGCCGCACGAUGCAAAAUCUUAUCUUGAAAGAAUGCAGAAUGCAGGACUUGUGAGUGACUGUGUUCUAUACUGUGUUGUGAUAAAAAGCUUGGCGAAGUUAGGUCAAUUGAAAAUGGCUGAAGAAUUAUACCAAAAGAUGCUUGGAUAUGCCGUGCAGCCUGAUGUCAUUAUUUAUGGUGUUUUUAUCAAUGCUUUUGCUGAUACGGGAAGUGUUAAAGAAGCCAUCAAAUAUGUUAACGAAAUGCGAAAGGCAGGAUUGUCAGGGAAUCCAACUAUAUAUAACUCUUUAAUUAAGUUGUAUACUAAAGUAGGCUACCUGGACGAAGCACAAGAAACGUACAAAUUGCUUCAAUCGUCAGAUGAAGGUCCUUCUAUAUUUUCCUCUAAUUGUAUGAUUGAUCUUUAUACUGAACGACUUAUGGUUGAACAAGCAAAAGAGAUAUUUGAGAGCUUGAAGAAGAAUGAAGUUGCAAAUGAGUUUUCAUAUGCAAUGAUGCUAUGUAUGUAUAAGAAAAUUGGAAGAUUGGAUGAAGCCAUACAAAUUGCAACACAGAUGAGAAGACUGGGUCUUUUGACUGAUGUAUUGAGUUAUAAUAAUGUGCUUGGUUUGUAUUCUGUGGAUAGGAGGCUAAGGGAAGCUACAGAAACUUUCAAGGAAAUGAUAAAAUCUGGGAUUCAACCAGAUGAUUUCACAUUUAGAGCUCUUGCUAACAUUUUACUGAAUUGUGGAGUUUCAAAGCGGGCUGUUGGAAGGCUAGAAGUCAUGGUGAAAAAGGAUUCUUCUCAUGGUUUGCAAGGAUGGAUGCUGGCACUCUCAUGUGCAUCUGAAGGAGAUAAUUCUCCAAAGGAAUAGAUGUGCUUAAUUAUGGAAAAACAUGAUUGGAAUUUACAUGGUCUGGCUUUCCUCUGGUGCUGGGUUUCCUUUAAUUUGGUUACUUGCUGAGGCUAUGAUUGGAGCAUUUCAAGCACGGCAUUUAGAAUUACUAGUGGAUUCUUGGAUGGGAAAAAGUUUGGAAUCCUUCUACGCGUAUUCUUGAAGGUCAGUGAUGGGAACUGGAGUGUUGAGACCUCUUGUGAUUGGAACUAAAUGAACUGCUUUUCCCCUUUUUCCUCAUUUCAAGGACGUAAGUCAUUUAGUAUACACGAGGAAUAGGAAUAGAAUGAGUAAGAAAAUAGAGGAAAUCUAGAAAUAUCAUACCAAUAUUUUAAAUGUUUAAUAUGGAAAUUAAUCAAAAAGAGAUUUUCAAACUAAAUUCAUCUCAUAGAUUACUACCAGGCCAAUGAAUUAAUUCUGUAUCUAAUUAUCGGUGGUUAGUGUUUGGAAUGCAUUUCCCCCCUAUUGUUUUAGUUUAAUAUGUGCAAUUAGCCCUUGAUGAUAUUUGUUAUGUAAAUGUUCAGAUAAAAUGUGCGCAGUUUUGGGAAGUUGUUCUUUUUUUUUUUGAAGACAUCAGUCCUACUUGCUAGCUUUGUGGUUUGGAGAAGAUAUGGUUUGUCAGUAGAGGUUUUUAAUCCUGCACACCUCAUUGUUCAGCUGCAUGGUAGGGCCAUUUACAACUAAAUGAAACUCUAUCCUGGAAAGUGUGUUAUUCCAUAUGCAAGUCUUUACUCGACAUACUGGUGGUCAGUUCUCAAUUAUUAUUUGUCAGAGUUACAUACUUAAAUAGCAUGCAAUUCAAACAGAUGUGAGGACUCAAACGGUCAUGUACUCUAUGGAAUGCCUGAAUCUGAGUUGUUUUGGCCAAGUCUAAGCUUACAUUUUCAUUCCAAUAGAAACUUCAAGAAAAAGUAAUUUUGUUGCCGGCAGAUCUAAUGGAAUGGAAAGCUAUAGAAAUCUACCAGAGAAGUAUGGUUGCAUCCCCAUAGGAUUUUCCCCUAUUAUACAAUUUUAGUCAUUCAUUUUGAAUAAAAUUGCAAACGCCAAAUUUCAAUAAAAUUUGAAUAAUUUCUCCUUUGUUUUUAAAUUUUCCAUUUUCUAUUCACAAGUAUAGCAUAAUUGCACAAACCCUCUCAUCCUUCUUUUCAAAAUUACCAUAACUCCCUUCUUUAAAUAUCAUUAGACCAUAAAGUUCC